Molecule: messenger RNA, 2272 nt
Organism: Asparagus officinalis (garden asparagus)
Lineage: Eukaryota; Viridiplantae; Streptophyta; Magnoliopsida; Asparagales; Asparagaceae
Exons: 3
Coding region: 1-2145 (714 amino acids)
Source: RefSeq, a predicted model, not a curated record
AUGCAACCUCAAAAUCCAAAUACACAACGGCCUGAAAAUCAUCCUUACAUGCCAUAUGGCUAUCAAAAUCCUAAUAUGAUGCCACCAAUUUAUGGAAUGCAAUACCCGUAUAAUCAUCCUUAUAUGCCAUAUGGCUAUCAACCAGUUCCUGGAAACAGCUCUCUUCCAUCUCAUGUCAAUUUUCCAAACAUUGAACCGACUAGUGAGCCAAACACACCUCGCUUUAGUAGUGGAUCCACUGAUAUCCCACAAUUUUCUACACAAAUCUCUCUGGGAGAACUUGGUGGGGAUACUCCCCACAGUUUUGAAGCUCCAACCCAACAAUCAGCGAAGAAAGGAAAUUACGCCAGUUGGACUUUUGAAGAGAACAAGUUGUUAUUAACUGGUUAUUUCCACUACAGUACUGACAGUGAAUUGGGUUCAAAUCAAAAGGGUGAUACUUUUUGGGGCAAAAUCUCUGAUUACGUGAAUGAGAACUCCGAUCGUGGGAUACAGAGGAACAUUGUAAAAUGUCAAAGUCAUUUUCGUGACCUCAACAAGAAGAUUAGUAACUUUGUUGGUUGUUAUAGUGCUGCUACUAGGGAGAGACGUAGUGGUUGGUCAGACAAUGACUACAUAUCCAAAGGUCUAGAGUUGUACAGUGAAAACCAAGGUAGGGAUGCAACAAAGAAGAAAGCUAGAGCUUCAUCUAGUAAAUCAUCAACUUCAAGAAAAUCAAAGGUUACCAUUCAGGAAGAGUUGUCCGAUUUAGCAUCUCGUCGUGACGCUAAUGAACAAUACAGGGCGACUCAAGUCUCAGCUAUCCAGGAGUACAAUCGUAAUAAGAAGUUAGAGAUGUGGUUGAGCUUGAAGAACAAAGAGGCCCGAGAUGAUGAAGAUGAAGCGGCGUAUAGCAACAACAACUUCUUGAAGAGUUACAACAUAGAAACGAACGACCACACAAAAAAAAAAUAUCUGCAUAGGGAUCAUGGAGCAGCCCAUCAAAGGCUCAUGGCCGACUACUUCGACGAGUCAUGCACUUACUCCGACAUGCAGUUUCGCCGAAGAUAUCGAAUGAAAAGGUCAUUGUUUCUACGAAUUGUAGACGCAUUAUCAAAUUAUGACAACUACUUCACUCUAAGGCGUGAUAAUUCAAAAAAAUUGGGCUUGUCACCUAUCCAAAAGUGUACAGCUGCCAUCCGCAUGCUUGCAUACGGAGUCGCCGCAGAUGCAUGUGAUGAGUAUGUGAAGAUUGGAGAAUCCACCACAAUUGAGUGCACUCGCAAUUUUUGCGAUGGGGUAAUUGCUUUGUUUCAAGAUGAAUACUUAAGACGUCCAAAUGUGGAAGACGUGCAGAGGUUACUCCAAGUUGGUCAGGAGCGUGGUUUCCCCGGAAUGAUUGGAAGUAUCGACUGCAUGCACUGGCAAUGGAAGAAUUGUCCUAAGGCUUGGCAAGGGCAAUUUACUAGUGGACACAAGGGGACGGCAAUAGUUAUCCUUGAGGCAGUGGCAUCUUUUGAUUUAUGGAUAUGGCAUGCUUUUUUUGGUUUGCCAGGUACAUUGAACGACAUUAAUGUACUAGAUAGGUCACCGGUAUUUGACGAUAUUGAGUCCGGUGAAGCCCCGGAGGUGAAUUUCAUUGUCAAUGGGCGACAAUACAAUCGUGCUUACUAUCUUGCAGAUGGAAUAUAUCCGAAAUGGCCUGUCUUUGUCCAAUCAAUUCAAUUGCCCCAAGGCAACAAAGCGCAGUUGUUUGCCAAACAACAAGAAUCAUGUAGGAAGGAUGUGGAACGCGCAUUUGGGGUUCUCCAAGCACGAUUUGCUAUUAUUCGCCAGCCCGCUAGAAUGUGGGACAUUGAGGUCUUAGGUAAAAUAAUGAGGGCUUGCAUUAUUUUACAUAACAUGAUAGUCGAGGAUGAACGAGAUACAUAUUCGCGGAACUGGGAAAAUAUUUACUUCGAACCAUCGAACAAUGCUAGCGCUAGCUCUAGCUCCUCUUUCAAUGUCCAAACACAAGUGUUGCCACAAUUUGAAGUGCACGUUCAAGCCCGAGCCGAAUCGGAUAUUCAUACUAGAGCCGAUCUACGUGAUAGGGCCAAACACAUUCAGUUGAAAAAGGAUCUCGUCGAGCACAUUUGGCAAAAAUUUGGAGCAACCUUCGAAUAGAAAUGUCAAAAACUUUCAAUGUUUGGUGUGUUUUUUCUUGCAUGUUUCAAUAAACUAUGUAUGUUUGGUGUGUUUUUUCUUGUACGUUUUCAAUAAAUUAUGUAUGUUUGGUUUACCACUACAUUAA